AUGUCCAUUUUCGACCCAUUAGGACUUAUUGCUAAUUUGACAGUGCGAGGAAGGAUCCUCAUUCAAGAUAUAUGGAAAUCCGGAAUUGGUUGGGAUGAUUCAGUCGAACAUGAGCAAUAUAAGACAUGGAAAUUAUGGCUUUUGGAUCUUCAAAAAAUUACAAAUAUUUCUAUACCUAGGUGCUAUUCAACGAGUAUUUCUAAGGCUGAAAGAGUAGAGUUACAUAUAUUCUGUGAUGCGAGCAAAAGGGCGUACGCUUCUGUAGCUUACCUACGAAUGAUCGCCCAGACAUCAAUCGAUGUAUCUUUAAUUUUUGCUAGAGCUAGGGUGGCACCGAACAAACCGAUUUCAAUUCCGAGACUCGAACUUCAAGCCGCUUUAAUGGGAGCAAGACUCAAGAAAAUGCUGAUCAAAACGUUAGAAAUCAAAAUUGACAAAACGUACCUAUGGACUGAUUCAACAACAGUACUUCACUGGAUCAAAAACGAUGGGAGUAAACUGGGGCAAUUUGAAUCUCAUCGCGUAGGUGAAAUUCAAGAGUCAACAGACAGUUUUGAUUGGCAUUGGGUUCCAUCCAAGUCAAAUGCUGCCGACAAUGCCACAAGAACCUAUUUUGAUGAUGGAAAUAAUUUGGAUUUCAAUCGUUGGCAUAAUGGACCAGAAUUUCUACAACUCCACGAUGAAAUGACAUGGCCCAUCAAGAAAACUGACUGUGGGGGAAUUUUGAAAAAUUCUGAAGAUGAAGGAGAUAUUCAACCGAUAGAAUUUUUGGCCACUAUUCUAGAAAAUGAUUCCUGUUUACCGGAUAUAAACCGUUUUUCCAAAUGGAUGAGGUUGAUAAGAGCCACGGCCUGGGUGCUGGUAGUCGCUAAAUUGUUGAUUUCAAAACUUCGUUCCAAAAAUAGUCAAAUUAUACCAGAAAUUACCACUUCAGACCUUGAAGAAGCUGAAAUCAGAUUAAUCAAGCAAUGUCAACUGGAAAGUUUUCCAGAAGAAAUCUCUUUCCUAAAGAAAAGCAUGUGCUUGAAGAAUCAGAGUAGACUAAAACAACUUUCACCGGUCAUGGAUAAAAAUGGAGUCUUGGUAGUGAGUGGACGGUCUGACUCGGCUACACAAAUGCAAAUGACAACCAGAAGACCCAUAAUAUUGCCAUCUAAACAUAGGUUGACUAAAUUACUACCGCAUCAUUACCAUGAACAAUGUGCUCAUCAAGGUAUCGAAACUGUAUUGAAUACUGCUAGACAAAAAUUUUGGAUUAUUGAUGGUAGAUCAGCCGUGAAGACCACAUUUGCAGAAUGUAAAAAAUGCCGAAUUUUAAAAGCUAAACCUGCAAUUCCACAAAUGGGCCAACUUCCGACAUUCAGAUUGACUCCACCAGCUCAUGCAUUCACAUACACAGGAAUUGAUUAUUUCGGACCCCUGUAUGUAACAGUUGGACGUCGACGCGAGAAAAGAUGGGGAGUUAUUUUCACCUGUUUAUCGAUAAGAGCUGUACAUCUUGAAGUAGCACACUCGUUAUCAACGGAGUCAACGCUAAUGGCAGUGAAACGAAUGAUAGCAAGAAGAGGACAAUCUCUGCAAAUUUAUUCCGAUAAUGGAACUAAUCUUAGAGGAUCCUCUGAGGAACUGAAGAAAGCUGUAAAAGAAAUGGAUAAGGAGAAUUUGAAACGAGAAAUGUUAGUGAGAAAUAUUGAAUGGAAAUUCAUUCCACCUGCUUCUCCCCAUAUGGGCGGUGCAUGGGAGAGACUAGUGCGUUCAGUGAAAACUACAUUUCAUGUUAUUCUAAAUAAUCAGAUAUUGAAGGACGAGCUACUCCUUACCUUAUUUUCAGAAUGCGAAAAAAUUGUGAACUCUAGACCAAUCACGAAAGUAUCUGUUGAUCCUGAUGACUUGGAGGCCUUAACACCAAACCAUUUUCUUUUGGAUGCUACAAAUUAUUCGACAGCUUUCGAAUCUGAAAAUGGAAAUUUAAGGGGACAAUGGAGACGAGCUCAAGAAUUAAGAAACUCGUUCUGGAAAAGAUGGACGAGGGAAUAUCUACCGACUUUGACCAAAAGAACGAAGUGGAGGAACGAUGGCAGACCUAUGAAGCUACAUGAUGUAGUUAUAGUUAUAGAUGAUACCGCUCCUAGAAAAUCCUGGAAACUCGGAUUAAUUGAAAAGAUUUUUCCGGGCCCCGAUGGAAAAAUUAGAGUCGUUCAAGUGAAAACAGCGAAUGGUUCUUAUAAACGACCUGUUGCCAAGUUAUGUAGAUUGGAUAUCGAAGAUAGUGGACAAAGAUGA
Messenger RNA from Coccinella septempunctata (seven-spotted ladybird), 2283 nucleotides. RefSeq lists its product as uncharacterized. Gene Ontology annotation, molecular function: nucleic acid binding. The transcript has a single exon. The record is from RefSeq and is a predicted model, not a curated record. NCBI's taxonomy places the organism in Eukaryota, Metazoa, Arthropoda, Insecta, Coleoptera, Coccinellidae. Gene Ontology annotation, biological process: DNA integration. Bases 1 to 2283 code for a protein of 760 amino acids.